AUGUCCACUACAGCCGCUCUUCAUGCCCGCCUGAAGGAGCUGUCGACUACGCUGGGGCAGAUACAUCCUCUUGUUGAUCGACUGCGCAAUUUCACCGCUUCUCUUGGGCAAGGUGAUGAGGCCCGUGUGGAACUGGGUUCUGAGAUCCACUCCCGAUUGAAAGAUGCAGAAGAUGAACUGGAGCUCCUGCGCGGGGAAGCCGAUGCAUUAGCAGCUGGCUCAGAUAGUCGAAGGAAGUCUUCUGUGAACGGUGGAGAUAAGGAGGCUGAAAAGGAAAGAGUGAUUGCCAUGACAGGGCGAUUGGCAGAGGACCUGAGGAGGACUCGAGGGGAUUUUCGAAAUGCCCAGUUACAAGCCAAACGGAAUGCCGAGCUUGCAAAGCGCACAGAGCGGGAACUGUUGCUGUCGAGAUCACAGUCCUCUUCUGAUCAGCAAAAAACUUCGGAGAAAUUUACGCAAGACGACCUGGUACUCAACGCAUCGAAUGAUGUGACCGCCGCAUUGCGCAGAACUCACCACCUUAUGCAGGCGGAGCUUUCCCGGAGCCAAUUUGCCCAAGAAACUCUCGAGCAAUCAACGGCCGCCAUAUCCUCUUUGUCCGAAUCCUAUACAAGCCUCGAUACUCUUCUCGCCAAUUCCCGCAGCCUGGCCAACUCUCUCCUUCGCUCCCAGAAAUCCGACACGUGGUAUCUUGAGACUGCGUUCUACAUUUUGAUUGGAACUAUUGCAUGGCUUCUCUUCCGUCGUAUUCUUUAUGGUCCUAUGUGGUGGCUGGUUUGGCUACCCUUCAAGCUUGUCUUGAGGGUUGUGUUUACUGGAUUGAGCGCAGUGGGGGUUUCCAGCACAACGAACCAGCUUUCAUCCGGCACUUUUGGUAAUGGCAUCUCAGCGGCCAUCCAGGAGACCGCUACUGCAAUUUCCGGAGGAACUGUCCCAACCGGCAAUACUGCCUGGGAUCAUGAAUCUUCGACAGAGGCAGAGGAAGAUCGAAUCAUCGAUGAAAUCGGACGCAUGGUUGAGAGUGAAGGAAAGAAAGACAUCAAUGAUCUGUCACCAGAGGAAAUGCAGCAACAAGAGGAUAUCCCUCGGAAUCCCAAGAAAAGAAUGUUCGAGGCGGAGGAACCAGUUCGGGAUGAGUUAUAG
Messenger RNA from Penicillium macrosclerotiorum, 1143 nucleotides. Its product is annotated as putative protein transport membrane glycoprotein Sec20. The record is from RefSeq and is a predicted model, not a curated record. Bases 1 to 1143 code for a protein of 380 amino acids. Lineage: Eukaryota; Fungi; Ascomycota; Eurotiomycetes; Eurotiales; Aspergillaceae. Gene Ontology annotation, molecular function: SNAP receptor activity. Gene Ontology annotation, biological process: retrograde vesicle-mediated transport, Golgi to endoplasmic reticulum. The transcript is spliced from 3 exons. Gene Ontology annotation, cellular component: endoplasmic reticulum; SNARE complex.